Trematosphaeria pertusa is the source of this 497-nucleotide messenger RNA. RefSeq lists its product as uncharacterized. The coding region runs from base 120 to 353 and encodes 77 amino acids. The record is from RefSeq and is a predicted model, not a curated record. The transcript has 4 exons. Lineage: Eukaryota; Fungi; Ascomycota; Dothideomycetes; Pleosporales; Trematosphaeriaceae.
AACAAACCCAGUACCUUCCGAUACAAAUACUCUUCUUCGUCGAGCAACCCUAUGCUCCUAUACAUAGCCACUCAGUCGCUCUGCCGAACCCUUGAACCACCCUUCAACCACCCUUGAAAAUGUCCGACUGCAUCCCUCUACCAAUCAUCUGCUUCCAAUGCGGGACAGAUCAAAAUCCAUGCCGCUGCAAGGUCGUGGGGCCGACUCUCGGGUUCGGAGUCACGGUUAUCAUGGCGAUAGUCUGCUGGCCGGCCUCCCUGCUCUGCUGCUGCUGUGCGACGGAUGCGGGAAAGAAGGUUCUCGCACUUCCCGUCGACGCGGGCAACGCCGUUUCGAAUUCGAUUCCCAUAUAAUAGACAACCAAGAUGUGAACGAGACGGAGCACUGACCAACUUACGACCAAUUUCGGCGGUAUGCCGCAUAUGGGGUGGCCAUGGGCUUUGAUUAGCACUACUAGUGGGAAUCCAAAGCCUUUCAAACGGACCUCUCCGACGCAG